AUGCCGCUUGCCCAUUCUGGGACCCUUUGCCACGGUCGCCCCCUCCCAUUUGCGGGACAAAGGGCGGGGGCGCAUCCCCACGCGUGACCUCCCCCGCACUGCGCACGCGCCCACUUCGGGGAGGGGCUUUACUCGCCCACGCGAGUGCGGGAGGAAUGGGCGGCUGGGACAGGGGAAUGCUUGUAGGAUGGAAGCACCCCCUCCCUCUCAAGAGUGGAAGUUAGGGAUGGUUGUCCAUUUAUGGCUUUGUGUCCGGAGAUGGCUUAAGAUGAAGGGCUUUCUUAUUCAGGCCAAAGUGUUCCUGUGGUGUUGACUCCACGAGGAACCAAAGAACUUAAGGGCUGAGCUCCUUCACAACCAAGAGUCCUCUUGCUGAGCCCCCUCACUCUGGGUACAUACUUUGGAAACCUCAGUGUCUCUGUCCAGAAGUAUGGGUCUUUCCUCCCGCAGACAGGUGAUCCCUUAUUACUCCGGAGGUACUCCACCUCUCCCGGGACUGACUACAUUUGGUGACCUGUUUCUGUCCAGUGCCCCCAAGGGCUCAACUGCUGGGUCUGCCAGAAGCCUCGAUAUGAAUGACAGAAACAACCAUAGGCGGACAAUGAAGGACGAAGAGACUUUUGAGAUCUCCAUUCCCUUCGAAGAGGCACCCCAUUUAGACUCACAGAUCUUCUAUAGUCUGAGUCCCUCACGGAGAAAUUUUGAGGAGCCUCCAGAGGCCACCUCCCCAACCCUGGCCCUGAUGAACAGUGUUAAGACGCAGCUGCACAUGGCACUUGAGAGGAACUCGUGGUUGCAGAAGCGCAUUGAGGACCUGGAGGAGGAGAGGGACUUUUUGCGGUGUCAGCUGGACAAAUUCAUUUCCUCUGCCCGGAUGGAUGCAGAGGACCACUGCCGGAUGAAGCCUGGACCUCGGAGGGCUGAUGGGGACAGCCGGGCUGGGGUUGGGGGAGAAGCCUCAGACCCUGAGUCAGCAGCCUCCUCCUUCAGCGGGUUGUCCGAAGAGGGAAGUGCCAGUGAAAGGAAGAGGCAGAAGCAAAAGGGAAGUGCUGGCCGGAGGAGAUUUGGGAAGCCCAAGGCUCGAGAGAGACAACGGGUGAAGGAUGCUGAUGGGGUCCUGUGCCGCUACAAGAAGAUCCUGGGCACCUUCCAGAAGCUGAAGAGCAUGUCCAGAGCUUUUGAGCACCACCGUGUGGACAGGAACACUGUGGCGCUGACCACGCCCAUCGCAGAGCUACUCAUUGUGGCUCCCGAAAAGCUGGCUGAGGUGGGGGAGUUCGAUCCAUCCAAGGAGCGCCUGCUAGAGUAUUCCCGCCGCUGCUUCCUGGCACUAGACGACGAGACUCUCAAGAAGGUGCAGGCUCUCAAGAAGAGCAAACUGCUCCUGCCAAUCACCUACCGCUUCAAGCGGUGAUGCCGCCGCCCCAUACACCUCCCUGCCCAGCAGAGUGCCAGGCCGGGUUUCCCCGGGCGCCGCCAGGGCUAGAAGCUGCCCUUCGAGAGCACUAGACCCGGUCUCUCGGCCGUACACGUUAGGCACCCCACCUCCAUUUCACUCCGCCAAGGGCUGCCAGCUCUGCCUCCCUAGCCAGGAGCAGCCCAUCUGCAUCCCACGCGAAGACAGAGCAUUAUUCUGAGAGUUUAAAUUAAAGAGACAUGAAAAUUUUCAAUAAA
Rattus rattus (black rat) is the source of this 1674-nucleotide messenger RNA. It is a transcript of the gene Ccdc106, whose product is annotated as coiled-coil domain containing 106. Bases 431 to 1414 code for a protein of 327 amino acids. The transcript is spliced from 5 exons. NCBI's taxonomy places the organism in Eukaryota, Metazoa, Chordata, Mammalia, Rodentia, Muridae. The record is from RefSeq and is a predicted model, not a curated record. Gene Ontology annotation, cellular component: nucleoplasm.